AUGAUCGAGUGCUCUGUGUUUGGGUAUCUGGAGGAGGUUGACUGCAUUUGCAACCAUCUGAGGCUGUACAAAAGGACAGACAGGACUGUCAACGAAAGCAUAUACUCCAACGGAUUGAACACUCUGCUUGUAUCCGAAGAGAGCGACGGGGUCUAUUUGGUGAGCAGAGGGGCUCCAGACAGGAACAAGAACAGGAUGUCUCUCUGCUCGAAAGUGCAAAGAUCCAGAAUUAGAACACUGGACACCCUAGGGAUGUUCCUGUCCUCACUCGGAUUUGAGCUGGUGAGGCGCGGAACGGUUACGUCGACUGUUUUUGAGAAGGGUCCGGCCUAUGUCGAGAUAUCAAGAUAUGCACCUGAGGAGAGUGGUUGCCGUGAGGACAAGAAGACAGGCGGAUAUCACCUGGUCAAGGUGUUCGCAACUGCAGAGAAUGCAUAUGACGGAGAAAAAAUACUAAGCAAGAUGAUUGAGGAGCUGGAGGACCAAGUCCAGCUUUUAAGGCCUUCAAUAAAAUGA
This is a messenger RNA of Encephalitozoon cuniculi GB-M1, 516 nucleotides long. RefSeq lists its product as uncharacterized. The transcript has a single exon. The record is from RefSeq and is marked provisional. NCBI's taxonomy places the organism in Eukaryota, Fungi, Microsporidia, Unikaryonidae. Bases 1 to 516 code for a protein of 171 amino acids.